CUGUUUUUAACAAGGAAGAAAUUUCAUGCUAAGCAAAUUUGUUUGUGCUUAGCAUCUCUAUGAAACUGGGCACACAAGUCAUUUUAUGAAUGCGCUGCAGUUGGUUGCCUACCAAGUUGCCUGUGAAAGUUGCCGCGUGCGCAGUACCCUAUAAAAGAGCAUGCAGACGGUUGGCGCGCAGUAUUUCUAAAUGCAGCCACAUGCGUUGGCCUACUUAUAAUCACGGAGAACGCAUUUUCCAUCAUGUUAUAACUCUUGCAAUUCAAGUGGCAUGGCGGUUACACAAUAAACUGACUGUUAACUUGGCUAUACGAAUAGUAACAAUGCAACUUGGUUUUUACAACUUAAAAAAUACAACUGAACUAUCAGCCAAGCUUUUACAAAGAUAACAUAUUCUUAUAAACGUUACAGAUCCAAAUACGCUCUAAAAAGCUACCUCUUAUAUAGGCAAGGUAUGCCUUUGGUUUUUGGAAGGAACCGUUUCGUAGUUUUUAACAUUAAAAUUAAUCUGUGAACACUUUUAGUGAACACUUCUCAGAGAAUUCCUACUAAGUGAGUUAUCCCGACAAAUAGGAGUGUUGUAGUCGAGUCCACGACCUUUUUGGAGAAUGGAGACCAACUGACAAUCCCACACAAUUUACAUUAUUUUCGUGUAGGGAACCACAAACGCACGAUGCAGUUGCAGUGGAUAGUUAGCAUUUUCUUGAUGGUUUUAAUGGUGGAUUAUGCCACUCCAUAUAAACCCACAAAGUUUGCGAAAGAGGUCGUUUGUGAAGGCUGCCAUGCAUUUGUAACAGAAGCCACAAAAUUGAUGAACAGACGGCACACUUCCAAAGACAAGAUUGACGUCCAGAUUAAAGACGUCCUAAAGAGAACAUGUAACACGGAACAUUUACGCGCCUAUGAGUUCAGUCCUCCUAACAUGCAAAAAGUUUGUGACUACUGGGCAAGUGAUUAUAAGAAAGAAAUUACCCAAGUCUUCAAGGAGUUUUCUGACCCAGAGGAGAGAGAGAUUGCACUCUGCUUUGACGUCACUGAUGCUUGUGUGGGGGUAGACAGAACUGGUUUCCGUAUCAAUAAGUAUAAAGGACCGACAAGGAAGGCUGUCCGUGAUCAGACAGGAAAAGGAAAGAUGACGGGCAAAAAACGAACCGAAAGAGGAUCAGGACAGAAGAAAGAGGAGUUGUAGUGACUGAAGUUAAUGAACUGGUCAGUUAAAACCAUGCAGAAAGUGAUAAUGGGAAA
Molecule: messenger RNA, 1245 nt
Organism: Asterias rubens (European starfish)
Lineage: Eukaryota; Metazoa; Echinodermata; Asteroidea; Forcipulatida; Asteriidae
Exons: 7
Coding region: 674-1189 (171 amino acids)
Source: RefSeq, a predicted model, not a curated record